CUCACCCGUUACGUUAGGGGCGGGACAAGGGGGUGGAGCGGUGUACCGCACCCACGUGACCGCGCGGUCGCGGCUUGGAGCUAUGGAGGAAUAUGCCCGGGAGCCCUGCCCAUGGCGCAUCGUGGACGACUGUGGUGGUGCCUUCACCAUGGGGAUGAUCGGUGGGGGGGUCUUCCAGGCUGUCAAGGGCUUCCGGAACGCCCCCGUGGGCGUCCGACACCGAUUCAAAGGGAGCGUCAGUGCCAUCCGCAUCAGAGCGCCGCAGAUUGGAGGUAGCUUUGCUGUCUGGGGGGGCCUUUUCUCCACCAUUGACUGCGGCCUGGUGAAGAUGAGGGGAAAGGAAGAUCCCUGGAACUCAAUCACCAGUGGGGCCCUCACAGGGGCCGUGCUCGCCUCCCGCAGUGGCCCGUUGGCCAUGGUCGGCUCAGCCAUGAUGGGAGGGAUUUUACUGGCCUUGAUAGAAGGAGUCGGGAUCUUACUCACCAGAUAUACGGCACAGCAAUUCCAGAACUCUAACCCUUUCGGUGAAGACCCCAGUCAGCUGCCCCUGAAGGACAGCCCAGCGCCUCCAGGAUACCCGGGCUACGGACAAUAUCAAUGAAGCUCUUUGUACUUGGGGGUCCCCUCUAUUUUGGGGGGUGGCAGCUGCAGCUAGUUCGCCCCUCCCCCUUGCUGGUGCUCAGGAUGUGAUUCCAGCAACUUGUCCCUCCAGUUCUCGGAUUCUCCCCAAGGAGGCAAUCCUGAAUGGGCUUGUGGAGGGGAGAGGGGUUUGCUGGGAGCCCCUCUAAAUUUGCAUAUUUGGGGGGGAGCUUGGCGUGGGGGCUGGGGAUUAUGGGGCAGGGGAUUGUUCUGUAUUUCCUUGCUACUACAGUAUACACUGGGGGGUUAGCAUCUGCUCUCAGUGGGGAGCCUCCUUUUUGGAGCUCCCCCCCCCCAUUCUGUUUGGAAGUGCUCCUAUUUCCAGCUUAAAAAUAGAGUUCAAUACAUGCCUGAAAGGGCACGAGGUGGCUGUAUCACCCUGUUUAGCUGGGGUGAAACUUAGGGGGGCUGCAGGGUUAUAGAUGAUGGGGUGCUCCCAGCCUUGCACUGGGGGUGCCUAUCUUAUGGCAGCCCCCCGAACCUUGUAGUGACACGGAGCCUCAGUGUUAGAGGUUUCCCGGCAUCCCUGCUCCUGAGAUGGGGGGCUGGGGAGAGGCAUCUCUUGGAAUGAAGCUACGUGGGUCUCUUGAAAUAAAUAUGACCUAAAACAGUAUACCCUUGGGCUGUCCUGCCUCUUCUCCCCCCCGCCCCCCCCCAAGGGGUGUGAUCUCCAUUUUCAUAACCAGUGAAUUCUGAUGUCCCCCCCCCAAUCCAGCUGUGAAACACCACCUUGGUGUGUAUCCCCAACCUGUCCCAAUUAAGGUUCUGAGCCCACUUUCACCUCUUUUAGAGUGUUUGUAUUUAAAGAUGUUUUUAAAGGUGUCAGAUUUCUUUUUUUUUCCAGGUGCAAAAUAGAGAAAGUGAUUUGCUGGUG
Molecule: messenger RNA, 1513 nt
Organism: Caretta caretta (loggerhead turtle)
Lineage: Eukaryota; Metazoa; Chordata; Testudines; Cheloniidae
Source: RefSeq, a predicted model, not a curated record